AUGCCUUCCAGUGUAAUUCAGCCUGACUCUGCCGUCACUCUCAACUCGGGCGAAAGAAUCCCGCAACUGGGGUUUGGAGUAUACCAAUCCCCACCUGAAGUUACUUCGAAGACGGUACAGAGUGCAUUGGAUGCAGGAUACAGACAUAUAGAUUCGGCUCAAUGGUAUUUCAAUGAAGAGCAAGUAGGCUCAGCUAUCGAAUCCUCCCAGUAUGCUCGAGACCAAGUAUUCAUUACGACGAAGCUAGGGCAUGCAGACCGUAUCACCGAACUGUUGGAGGAGAGUGUAUCGAAAAUUGAUCCUAGAGAUGGGGGAUAUGUGGAUCUGUUCUUAAUUCAUUCGCCUAGUGCUGGACCGGAGAAGAGGAAGGAACAAUGGAAGGCUUUGGAGGAUUUGGUCAAUAGAGGUAAAGCGAAGAAUAUUGGGGUAUCCAACUAUGGUGUCAAACAUCUUGAACAGAUGGAGCAAUAUGCCAAGAUCCCUCCAGCGGUCAAUCAGAUCGAGCUCCAUCCUUGGUGCCAACAACCUUCCAUCGUUUCAUACUGCCAAACUCACAAUAUAGCCUUAGAAGCGUACUCUCCUCUCGUUCAGAGCACCAAGGCCUCUGACUCAACUCUACUCAAGAUAGCGGAAGAGACCGGUAAGAGUUGGGCACAGAUCUUAAUCCGAUGGAGCUUGCAAAGAGGCUUCAUACCACUACCCAAAUCCGACACCAAAGAAAGGAUCAUCGCGAAUCGAGACGUGUUCGAUUUCGAGCUGACCGAUGCUCAGAUGCAAUUGCUUAACAGCUUAGAUAAGGAUGAACAUGUGUGCUUGAAUCACACUGAACUGCCUUAG
Kwoniella botswanensis is the source of this 837-nucleotide messenger RNA. RefSeq lists its product as uncharacterized. Lineage: Eukaryota; Fungi; Basidiomycota; Tremellomycetes; Tremellales; Cryptococcaceae. Bases 1 to 837 code for a protein of 278 amino acids. The transcript has 7 exons. The record is from RefSeq and is a predicted model, not a curated record. Gene Ontology annotation, molecular function: oxidoreductase activity.